AUGGAAUGGACCUGUCUAGUGAAAUGUGGGGAAGUGAACUACAGAAACGUGAAGAGGAACCACCUGUCUAUGCUGGCUAUAGGUACGUUUCCCCCAUGGAGACGGCGACCUAUGUCAUGGACAUUUUAAAUUCAUCACUAUUACUUGAAAGGUAGCUAAAUGUUUUAGAUUAGGUGAUUAGAUAGAUUAUCUAGCUAUGUGUUUUUACACGUCUUAGGAGUCACUGGCCAUGUCCAAAUACUCGUACAUGCAUUCUAAAUAGUAGGCAUUUUGGGUAUGUGAUUAUUAGUAUUUUACUAUAUAUAUAUAUAUAUAUAUAUAUAUAUAUAUAUAUAUAUAUAUAUAUAUAUAUAUAUAUAUAGUAUGUGAAAUUUCGAAAAUGUAGUAUGAUUUAAAUGCCAGGAUUUCAUACUCAUUUCGGCUUUUCAUCUAGUAGAAUUCAUUGCACGCUAUUGAGGAGAAAAUAAUCAUAUUUCGAGAUUCACGUGUGUUUGACAACAGCUCAUAAUAGCUGAUGGGACGCGCUGUACAAAAAUGUAAGAAUGGCUGGAAUCAACGUAAUUGUGCAUUUAGAUUAAACAUUCUCAGUAGAAUGCUGAUAUUCUUUCCUUACUGCAUUCGUUUUUACUAAACGGUACAUUCUAAGUAGUAUACAGUUUAAGGCAAGCCAGAUUUCAGACACGGCGACUGUUGUAAUUAGCAGUGUCUCUACUGUGUGUUGUAUUGAGCAGUGGCUCUACUGUGUGUUGUAAUGAACAGUCUCUACUGUGUGUUGUAAUGAGCAGAGUGUCUCUACUGUGUGUUGUAAUGAGCAGAGUGUCUCUACUGUGUGUUGUAAUGAGCAGAGUGUCUCUAGUGUGUGUUGUAUUGAGCAGUGUCUCUACUGUGUGGUGUAAUUAGCAGUGUCUCUACUGUGUGUUGUAAUGAACAGUGUCUCUACUGUGUGUUGUAAUGAGCAGAGUGUCUCUACUGUGUGGUGUAAUGAGCAGAGUGUCUCUACUGUGUGGUGUAAUUAGCAGUGUCUCUACUGUGUGUUGUAAUUAAGUGUCUCUACUGUGUGUUGUAAUGAGCAGAGUGUCUCUACUGUGUGUUGUAAUGAAGUGUCUCUACUGUGUGUUGUAAUGAGCAGAGUGUCUCUACUGUGUGUUGUAAUGAGCAGUGUCGCUACUGUGUGUCUCUAAUGUGUCCCACAGGGCUGAACUCCCCAGUACCUGCGUUUUAUGAGGAGAGACGGACCUAAACUGGUGAACGCUGCACCGCUUCUCGCACCCAGCCACUCGGAGGAGGAAGAUGAGUGGACCCCUCGCCUGGAGAGAUGCUGGAGUUAUGUUGUGAAAGCAGAGCAGGAAGAGAUGACUGUCACAGUGAAAGCAGAGCAGGAAGAGAUGACUGUCACAGUGAAAGCAGAGCAGGAAGAGAUGACUGUCACAGUGAAAGCAGAGCAGGAAGAGAUGACUGUCACAGUGAAAGCAGAGCAGGAAGAGAUGACUGUCACAGUGAAAGAUGAUGAGGAAGAGAUGACUGUCACAGUGAAAGCAGAGCAGGAAGAGAUGACUGUCACAGUGAAAGAGGAUGAGGAAGAGAUGACUGUCACAGUGAAAGAAGAGCAGGAAGAGAUGACUGUCACAGUGAAAGAGGAUGAGGAUGAUGAAGAAGAGCAGAUUGGAGAACUGAUUAACACCAGCAGUAAGUAUACCGUAUUAAAAACAGGGGCACAAACUGCCAUUAUUGAACCAAUGUGUGUUUUUAAAGGGGCAUUCUACUGAAGUUCUACACUUGAAUAUGUUGUUCUGUACUGUAGGAAUCGUUAAAGCUACAAAGAUUGGGGGCAGCCAAUGUUAAUUGAUCAAAUACUCUCAUUAUAUUUAUCUGAAUAUCUCUUUCUGUAGUGCAUUGUUCAGUCUCAAUACUCAACAUACCAUGAUAGCAACAUUACUUUUUUAAAACAUGAUUUGAAGCGCUACAUUUCUUUUUAAAAUCUCAACGGUGUUAAUGUCCUUAGUGUUCUUGUUUAUAAGGUAAGACCGACUGAUCUGAUUGAACUCUCUAUGAUACAGUACCACAUUAUUACAACCAACCCUAGUCUAAUUACAAAUUACGGAGAAGACCGAAUCAAGACAAGGAGCAUUUUAGAUGCAUUCAUGUUAAGGGCAUUUUAGAUGUAUUACUAUUUCUUCAGGGUAGCGAGCUAAAUGUUUUAGAUUAGAUGACAAGCUUAGUUAUGCAUCUACAGUGCAUUCGGAAAGUAUUCAGACCCCUUGACUUUUUUCACAUUUUGUUACGUUACAGCAUUAUCGUAAAUUUAUAAAAUAUUUUUUUCCUUCAUCAAUGUACACACAAUACCCCAUAAUGACAAAGCAAAAACAGUUUUUUUGUUUUUUAUAUCACAUUUAAAUAAGUAUUCAGACCCUUUACUCAGUACUUUGUUGAAGCACCCUUGGCAGCGAUUACAGCCUCAAGUCUUCUUGAGUAUGACGCUACAAGCUUGGCACACCUGUAUUUGGGGAGUUUCUCCCAUUUAUCUCUGAAGAUCCUCUCAAGAUCUGGAUAGGGGGCGUCGCUGCAAAGCUAUUUUCAGGUCUCUCCAGAGAUGUUCGAUCGGGUUCAAGUCCGGGCUCUGGCUGGGCCACUCAAGGACAUUCAGAGCAACUCCUGCAUUGUCUUGGCUGUGUGCUUAGGGUCGCUGUCCUGUUGGAAGGUGAACCUUCGCACCAGUCUGAGGUCCUGAGCACUCUGGAGCAGGUUUUCAUCAAGGAUCUCUCUGUACUUUGCUCCGUUCAUCUUUCCAUCCAUCCUGACUAGUCUCCCAGUCCUUGCCGCUAAAAAACAUCCCCACAGCAUGAUGCUGCCACCACCAUGCUUCACCGUAGGGAUGGUGCCAGGUUUCCUCCAGACGUGACGCUUGGCAUUCAGGCCAAAGUGUUCAAUCUUGGUUUCAUCAGACCAGAGAAUCUUGUUUCUCAUUGUUUGAGUCCUUUAGGUGCCUUUUGGCAAACUCCAAGCGGGCUGUCAUGUGCCUUUUACUGAGGAGUGUCUUCCGUCUGGCUACUCUACCAUAAAGGCCUGAUUGGUGGAGUGCUGCAGAGAUGGUUGUCCUUCUGGAAGGUUCUUCCAUCUCCACAGAGGAACUCUGGAGCUCUGUCCGAGUGACCAUCGGGUUCUCCCUGAUCAAGGCCCUUCUCCCCCGAUUGCUCAGUUUGGCCGGACGGCCAGCUCUAGGAAGUCUUGGUGGUUCCAAACUUCUUCCAUUUAAGAAUGAUGGAGGCCACUGUGUUCUUGGGGACCUUCAAUGCUGCAGAAAUGUUUUGGUACCCUUCCCCAGAUCUGUGCCUUAACACAAUCUUGUCUCGGAGCUCAACGGACAAUUCCUUCGACCUCAUGGCUUGGUUUUUGGUUUGACAUGCACUGUCAACUGUGGGACCUUAUAUAGACAGGUGUGUGCAUUUCCAAUUCAUGUCCAAUCAAUUUAAUUUACCACAGGUGGACUCCAAUCAAGUUGUAGAAACAUUUCAAUGAUGGAAACAGGAUGCACCUGAGCGCAAUUUCGAGUCUCAUAGCAAAGGGUCUGAGUACUUAUGUAAAUAAGGUAUUUCUGUUUUUAUUUUUAAUACAUUUGCAAAAAUGUUGACACCUGUUUUCGCUUUGUCAUUAUGGGGUAUUCUGUGUAUAUUUAUGAGAAGAAGAAAAUAUAUUUUUAUCAAUUUUAGAAUAAGGCUGUAACAUAACAAAUUGUGGAUAAAAUCAAGGGGUCUGAAUACGUUCCGAAUGCACUGUAGCUAGAUAGCUAGCCAAUUUGACAAUUAAUGUAGCUAUUUGUAUGAUUUUUACUCCUGUCUCCUAGUAUUGAGUGGUGUCUACUGUGUGUUGUAAUGAGCAGUGUCUCUACUGUGUGUUGUAUUGAGCAGAGUGUCUCUACUGUGUGUUGUAUUGAGUUAGUGUCUCUAAUGUGUCCCUCAGGGCUGAACUCCCCGGUACCUGCGUUUAUGAGGAAAGGCAGACCUAAACUGGUAAACAUUGCUCCGCUUCUCGCACCCAGCGAAUCCGAGGAGGAUGAGUGGACCCCUCGACUGGAGAGAUGCCCACCAGGUAGAGCAGUAGUAGUAAAUUAGGAUGUUAUAAGAAGUAUGGUGUUAGUAGAACGAUAGGAUCUACCCAGAUACCACCAGGCUAGUAGGACCUACCCAGAUACCACCAGGCUAGUAGACUGGUAGGACCUACCCAGAUACCACCAGGCUAGUAGACUGGUAGGACCUACCCAGAUACCACCAGGCUAGUAGACUGGUAGGACCUACCCAGAUACCACCAGGCUAGUAGACUGGUAGGACCUACCCAGAUACCACCAGGCUAGUAGACUGGUAGGACCUACCCAGAUACCACUAAGCUAGUAGACUGGUAGGACCUACCCAGAUACCACUAGGCUAGUAGACUGGUAGGACCUACCCAGAUACCACCAGGCUAGUAGACUGGUAGGACCUACCCAGAUACCACUAGGCUAGUAGACUGGUAGGACCUACCCAGAUACCACCAGGCUAGUAGACUGGUAGGACCUACCCAGAUACCACUAGGCUAGUAGACUGGUAGGACCUACCCAGAUACCCCCAGGCUAGUAGACUGGUAGGACCUACCCAGAUACCCCCAGGCUAGUAGACUGGUAGGACCUACCCAGAUACCACUAGGCUAGUAGACUGGUAGGACCUACCCAGAUACCACUAGGCUAGUAGACUGGUAGGGCUAAAGGAGUGGAAGGUAUGCUAAAAGAAGUCAGGUUAGUAGUAGAGAGGAAGGUGCCAUAAAAUGUUACCUGUUAGUUCUGGUAACCUGUUAGUUCUGGUAACCUGUUAGUUCUGGUAACCUGUUAUAUUAUGUCCCUGUGGUCUGUCCUUCCUCACAGCACCCCGGAGCUUCCGACCCUCAACCAGGAGACCAGCAGCGUCUCAGGGAAUCCCUCAGGCUGCCACACCUACAGUACAGGUGAGUGUUAUUUAAAACAGUAUAGGUGAGUGUUAUUUAAAACAGUACAGGUGAGUGUUAUUUAAAACAGUACCGGUGAGUGUUAUUUAAAACAGUACAGGUGAGUGUUAUUUAAAACAGUACCGGUGAGUGUUAUUUAAAACAGGACAGGUGAGUGUUAUUUAAAACAGUACCGGUGAGUGUUAUUUAAAACAGUACCGGUGAGUGUUAUUUAAAACAGUACAGGUGAGUGUUAUUUAAAACAAGGCCGGUGAGUGUUAUUUAAAACAGGACAGGUGGGUGUUAUUUAAAACAGUACAGGUGAGUGUAAUUUAAAACAGUACAGGUGAGUGUUAUUUAAAACAGUACCGGUGAGUGUUAUUUAAAACAGUACCGGUGAGUGUUAUUUAAAACAGGACAGGUGAGUGUUAUUUAAAACAGGACAGGUGAGUGUUAUUUAAAACAGGACAGGUGAGUGUUAUUUAAAACAGGACAGGUGAGUGUUAUUUAAAACAGUACAGGUGAGUGUUAUUUAAAACAGUACCGGUGAGUGUUAUUUAAAACAGGACAGGUGAGGUGUUAUUGAAAACAGUACCGGUGAGUGUUAUUUAAAACAGGACAGGUGAGUGUUAUUUAAAACAGGACAGGUGAGGGGUUAUUUAAAACAGGACAGGUGAGUGUUAUUUAAAACAGUACAGGUGAGUGUUAUUUAAAACAGUACCGGUGAGUGUUAUUUAAAACAGGACAGGUGAGUGUUAUUUAAAACAGUAUAGGUGAGUGUUAUUUAAAACAGUACAGGUGAGUGUUAUUUAAAACAGGACAGGUGAGUGUUAUUUAAAACAGUACAGGUGAGUGUUAUUUAAAACAGUACCGGUGAGUGUUAUUUAAAACAGUACAGGUGAGUGUUAUUUAAAACAGGACAGGUGAGUGUUAUUUAAAACAGUACAGGUGAGUGUUAUUUAAAACAGUACCGGUGAGUGUUAUUUAAAACAGUACCGGUGAGUGUUAUUUAAAACAGUACAGGUGAGUGUUAUUUAAAACAAGGCCGGUGAGUGUUAUUUAAAACAGGACAGGUAGUGUUAUUUAAAACAGUACAGGUGAGUGUAAUUUAAAACAGUACAGGUGAGUGUUAUUUAAAACAGUACCGGUGAGUGUUAUUGAAAACAGUACCGGUGAGUGUUAUUUAAAACAGGACAGGUGAGUGUUAUUUAAAACAGGACAGGCGAGUGUUAUUUAAAACAGUACCGGUGAGUGUUAUUUAAAACAGGACAGGUGAGUGUUAUUUAAAACAGGACAGGUGAGUGUUAUUUAAAACAGGACAGGUGAGUGUUAUUUAAAACAGUACCGGUGAGUGUUAUUUAAAACAGGACAGGUGAGUGUUAUUGAAAACAGUACCGGUGAGUGUUAUUUAAAACAGGACAGGUGAGUGUUAUUUAAAACAGGACAGGUGAGGGGUUAUUUAAAACAGGACAGGUGAGUGUUAUUUAAAACAGUACAGGUGAGUGUUAUUUAAAACAGUACCGGUGAGUGUUAUUUAAAACAGGACAGGUGAGUGUUAUUUAAAACAGUAUAGGUGAGUGUUAUUUAAAACAGUACAGGUGAGUGUUAUUUAAAACAGGACAGGUGAGUGUUAUUUAAAACAGGACAGGUGAGUGUUAUUUAAAACAGUACCGGUGAGUGUUAUUUAAAACAGGACAGGUGAGUGUUAUUUAAAACAGGACAGGUGAGUGUUAUUUAAAACAGUACAGGUGAGUGUUAUUUAAAACAGUACCGGUGAGUGUUAUUUAAAACAGGACAGGUGAGUGUUAUUUAAAACAGUACAGGUAACUGCACAGGUGACUAGCAUAUUAUACAUUUGGGGUGUUUUUUCUCUUCUCUUAGAUACUAGUGCUCUAAAGGGUUGGAGUUAAAUUAUGAAUUAAAUUAUGAUGGUACUGUAGAUAUUUACAUUUACAUUUACGUCAUUUAGCAGACGCUCUUAUCCAGAGCGACUUACAAAUAGGUACUUUCACCCUAUAGCCAGUGGGAUAACCACUUUACAAUGUUUGUUUUUUUGGGGGGGGGGGGUUGGAGUAAAGGGGGGGGGGGGGUAGAAGGAUUACUUUAUCCUAUCCCAGGUAUUCCUUAAAGAGGUGGGGUUUCAAAUGUCUCCGGAAGGUGGUGAGUGACUCCGCUGUCCUGGCGUCGUGAGGGAGCUUGUUCCACCAUUGGGGUGCCAGAGCAGCGAACAGUUUUGACUGGGCUGAGCGGGAACUAUGCUUCAUUGUGGAUAUAAUGUUAUGUAAUCCUGUAGAGGACUCUGACAGCUCUGUCUAGUCAGCAUUGUCAUAUUACAGCCCAACCCCCUUUGGUCCUAAAAAUAAUGGAAUGAAAUGAUGAUAAAUAUCAUGUUCUGUGGUCAUCCCAUUAUGCCCUCAGCAGCCCCCCAGCGGAGAGGAGGCAGGACCCAGUAAUAUGAGGACAGAACCACCCCAGCCAUUCCUGGAGGUGCUGACUGAAGAAGUGGCCUUCCUCAGAGACGGCAGCACAGCAGACACACACAGUGGAGGACAGGAGGGGCUAGGAGACAAGGUGUGUGUGUGUUACUGUCAUACACAUAACACAACACACAAUAUAUUUUAAUUAAUGAUGCUACAAAACAAAGGUCAAGUGAUGAUGACACACAGACCCAGUGGUCAGUUUGAACUCUCCUCUGGUCUCUUUCCAGGAGGGUCAGAGUGAAGUGACCCCCAGCACCAGUGGAGAGGAGGCAGGGAGAUCCACUCAGGGAAGGGGGGCAGACACCCCAGCUGUCACUCAGAGAGGGGCUCCCUUGUUGUACUCCAAACCAUCAACCUCAGGUAACAGAGACAGACAGGAAUAGACUGUUAGUUUGAUAUUGUGAUUUUAUUUGGUCUGAGAGAAAAGAUGAGGCACAUUGACUGUUUCUGGAAAAAUACAUUAUAAUAAUAAUAAUAAUUAUUAUCUUAUUCCACAUGCAAUAUGGCUAUUAUUUUAAUAUGGCUAUUAUUUUCAGUUGUCUGUGUGUGUGUACAGUGCCUUCGGAAAGUAUUCACACCCCUUGUCUUUUCUCCCCAAAACAAUUUGGUUACAGCCUGAAAUGUUUAAAAAAACAUUAUUGAGAUGUUUUGGUCACUGGCCUACAUACAAUACCCCAUAAUGUCAAAGUGGAAUUAUGUUUUUUCUAAAUUGUUACUAAUUAAACAUUCAAUAAGUAUUCAACCCCUUUGUUAUGGCAAGCCUAAACAAGUUCCUGAAUAAACAUUUGCUUAACAAGUCACAUAAUAAGUUGCAAGGACUCACUCUGUGUGCAAUAAUAGGUCCCUCAGUCGAGCAGUGAAUUUCAAAUAAACACCAGGGAUGUUUUCCAAUGCCUCGCAAAGAAGGGCACCUAUUGGUAGAUGGGUAAAAAAAAGCAGACAUUGAAUAUCCCUUUGAGCGUGGUGAAGUUAUUAAUUACACUUUGGAUGGUCUAUCAAUACACCCAGUCAUUACAAAGAUACAUGCGUCCUUCCUAACUCAGUUGCCGAAGAGGAAGGAAACCGCUCAGGGAUUUCACCAUGAACCCAAUGGUGACUUUAAAACAGUUAGAGUUUAAUGGCUGUGAUAGGAGAAAACGGACUAUGGAUCAACAUUGUAGUUACUACACAAAACUAACCUAAUUCACAGAGUGAAAAGAAGGGAACCUGUACAGAAUAAAACAUAUUUGAAAACAUGCAUUCUGUUUGCAACAAGGCACUAAAAUAGUACUGCAAACAUUGUGGCAAAUAAAUUAACUUUUUGUCCUGAAUACAAAGUGUUAUGUUUGGGGCAAAUACAAUACAACACAUUACUGAAUACCACUCUCCAUAUUUUCAAGCAUAGUGGUGGCUGCAUCAUGUUAUGGGUAUGCUUGUAAUCGUUAAAUACUGGGGAGUUUUUCAGGAUAAAAAAUAAACGGAAUAGAGCUAAGCACAGGCAAAAUCCUAGAGGAAAACCUGGUUCAGUCUGCUUUCCACCAGACACUGGAAGAUGAAUUCACCUUUCAGCAGGACAAUAACUUAAAACACAAGGCCAAAUCUACACUGAAGUUGCUUAUCAAGAAGACAGUGGAUGUUCCUGAGUGGCCGGGUUACAGUUUUGACUUAAAUCUACUUGAAAAUCGAUGGCAAGGCCUGAAAAUGGUUGUCUAGCAAUGAUCAACAACCAAUUUGACAGAGCUUGAAGAGUUUUUUAAAGAAUAAUGGGCAAAUGUUGCACAAUCCAGGUGUGGAUUAGAGACUUACCCUGAAAGACUCACAGCUGUAAUCGCUGCCAAAGGUGCUUCUACAACGUAUUGACUCAGGGGUGUGAAUACUUAUGUAAAUUAUUUUCACGUUUUUUCCUCCCCCUUUUGAAUUCAGGCUGUAACACAACACUGUGGAAUAAGUCAAAGGAUGUGAAUACUUUCUGAAGGCACUGUUGUUUGCAUGUAUUGGAUGUGUGCGUCAGACCUGUGUAAGAAGAGAGAGUGGCUGGAAAGACAGAAAGACACGUACAAGCACGGCAGAAACCUGAAAGACAGACCAAGAAUCACUUACACAGAAGAGGAGGUCCCCAAAGAUGACCACUACCUCUGUGAGUCUUUCGCUCCGAGUCCUCUCUCUCAAGAGAGAGCGAGAGAGGCUCUCUAUAGAUCUCUGAGAGCGAGUGUAUCUAUAAAUCUCUAUAUAUCUCUCUGCUCUCUCUCUAUCGAUGCUCUCUCUCUACGCUCAUCUCUGCUCUCUCUCUUCUCUCUCUCUCUCUCUCUCAAUCUGAGAGACAAUGGCUAUCUCUAUGAGUCUGGACCUAGAACAAAGAGGAAUUUAUUGUCAACAUUUUAAGAAAGCAUUCUUGUCAUUUACAGGGCCAAAAAUACAAUAUUUGGUCCACCAGCCACAGUGACAGGUAGAUUAAAACAUCUACCAGCCACAGAUUUUUUACCAGCCAAAAUAUCUUUGCGCCAUAAUAUAUAUAUGAAUAUAUAUAAAAAACAGAUGGUAUAUUGCUAAAUUGUAUUACAUUUUUGGUGACCUGAGACGAGACAAAAUGUUCAACUGCCCCUUUAAGGGCGGGAGGUUACCGUGGUAACAUGGGUCGUGUCACUGUGUGUGUGUGUGUGUGUGUGUGUGUGAGAUUUGGGAUUGGAUCUAACUAGUAGUAGAUGGUAUCAUUUGAAGCAGCAGACUCAAAUUAACAUUGAAAAACAACCAAGCUUGUGAACAAAACAAUGUAAAUAGUCAAGAAACACGAGGACAAAGUCUCACUUUGUAGACUUUAGAGUAAAUGAGACAAUUUGUUAUGCCUGUGCGCAACGCCUCCCAAAACAAUAUGAUCAGCACAGUGCGCACAGCUCCCCAGCCAGGCAGUGUUGCUGCUCGAGGUGGGAUAUUGGAUUCCUAGUUCUUUGUGCGAUUUAGCAGCUAUGAAACGAAACGGCAGAAAUGCUUUGAAAACCACUACUGCAGCAUUUUCUGCAAUUUGGCAGUACGCCCAGAACCUUGUUUAGAGAAAGGUUUCAAGGUCUCAGCUUAGAGAGAAGAAACCUUGUGAGGUAUUGGUCUGUCACAUGCAUGGCCCAGUAUUGGUCGUCACAUGAAUGAAGAAAACAUUAAUUAUGAAUGAUGAAUAAGCUAAAUCAUGCAAAUAUAACUUGUCAGUAUAUAAGGGAGCUAACGGGACUGCCCCAUUAGAGCUCCUGACAGAUGUUCACUAUGGUGCAUCAAGUUUGUUGGAACCUCUCCAGCGCACUGAUAAUAAACAAUGAUUCAUUUAAGAUGGACUUUGAGUGUCCCUGUGUAAGAAUUUCCACGACAGUAUCAUCCCCAUGUUUGUUCCCCUCUCUCUCUCUCUCUCUCUCUCUCUCUCUCUAUCUCUCUCUCUCUCUCUCUCUUCUCUUUCUCUCUCUCUGCUCUCGCUCCUCGCUCUCUCGCCUCUCUAUCGCUGUCUCUCUCUCUCUCGCUGUCUCUCUCUCUGUCUCUCUCUCUCUCUGUCUCUCUGUUUCUCUCUCUCUCUCUUUGUCUCUCUCUUUGUCUCUCGCUGUCUCGCUCUCUCUCUCUCGCUCUCUCUCUCGCUGUCUCUCUCUCUCUCGAUGUCGCUCUCGCUGUCUCUCUCUUCUGCUCUCUGCUCUCUCGCUCUCUCCUCUCGCCUGUCUCUCUCUCUCGUGUCUCUCUCUCUGCUCUCUCUCUCUCGCUGUCUCUCUGUCUCUCUCUGGUCUCUCUCGCUGUCUCUCUCUCUUCUCUCUCUCUCUCUCUUAUGUCUACUCUUCGUCUCUCUCUCUCUCUGGCUCUCUCUCUCUCUCUCUCUCUCUCUCUCUCUCUCUCUCUCUCUACCUCUCUGCAUGUCUUCAUCAUCAUCAUCAUGAUAACUGACGUUUAACAUGUUCUAUUUAUCUUUCUCUCUCCCAGACUGUGAGGACUGCAAGUCUUUCUUCAUGGAGGAGUGUGAGCUCCAUGGUCCUGCUCUCUUUGUCCCUGACAUCCCUGCCCCUCUAGGAGCCCCUGACAGGGCCAGACUCACCCUGCCGUCCGGCCUGGAGGUCAGGACAUCAGGCAUCCCUGAAGCAGGACUGGGGGUAUUCAACCAAGGAAACACUGUGCCUGCAGGAGCCCACUAUGGACCUUAUGAAGGAGAGAUCACAGACAAGGACCAGGCCAUGGAGAGUGGAUACUCCUGGGUGGUGAGAGGAGUGUGUGUGUGUGUCAUCGCGCUGUGCUUACAUUUUGUCCAACCUGAUCAAAACUGUAAAUAUGAAUUGUUGUUUUCCUCAGAUCUACAAGAGCAAACACUGGGACGACUACAUUGAUGCUGGGAAAGACACUCACUCCAACUGGAUGAGGUGAGCAACACUGUGAAGUACAGAGGAAGUCUCACAGUCCUCUUCCUCCUUCUGUUUCUCUCUGUAAGUACAGAGGAAGUCUCAGUCCUCUUCCUCCUCCUGUUUCUCUCUGUAAGUACAGAGGAAGUCUCACAGACCUCUUCCUCCUCCUGUUUCUCUCUGUAAGUACAGAGGAAGUCACAGUCCUCAGUUUCCUCCUGUUUCUCUCUGUAAGUACAGAGGAAGUCUCAGUCCUCUUCCUCCUGUUUCUCUCUGUAAGUACAGAGGAAGUCCUACAGUCCUCUCUAUCUCUGCCUCAUACCUAAUAACUUCAAUAAAUCCUUCUCUUUUAUUCCCAUAUGUUUUCCCUCAUUAUUUUCUCCAUACAUAAUUAACCCCUCUGUUAACUCUCUCUCUCAGGUAUGUGAACUGUGCUCGUAGAGAAGAAGAACAGAAUCUGGUGGCCUUCCAGUACAGAGGAGAGAUUCUAUACCGCUGCUGUAAGCCUAUAGCUGUUGGAGAGGAGCGCUUGGUUUGGUACGGAGAGGAGUACGCCAGAGACCUGGGCAUUGUCUUCGACUACCUCUGGGACAAAAAGAGCUCUGCUAAAGGUACUUUACUCUCUCUCCCCUCUUCCUCCUCUCUUCAUCCCUCUCUUUAUCUUUUAAGGUACUUUAAUGUUAUUUCCACCUUGUCUGUCAUUUUCUUAUUCUACUACAUUUUCCAGCUUCAAUAAAAUGUCGACAAAACAAAAUGACAAGGUGGGAUCUUUUUUGUGUCUGUAGAAUGUAUUAUGCGCGAAAUGGCUGUGGAAACAAAUAUGAAUAACCAUCAUAUUGAAGUAGGUAGCUUAGUGGUUAAGAGCGUUGUGCCAGUAACCGAAAGGUCGCUGGUUCUAAUCCCCGAGCCGACUAGGUGAAAAAUCUGUCGAUGUGCCCUUGAGCAAGGCACUUAACCCUAAUUGCUUCUGUAAGUGGCUCUGGAUAAGAGCGUAGGCUAAAUGACUAAAAUGUAAAAAAUGUAAAAGUAAACUUGGAGUCACGCGAUAUGUUGUGUGGUCCUCCCACUACGACUCAUGCAGUUUAUUAAGCUACAGAUGAAAUAACUUCACAGGGUGGUGAAAGCGCACGGUGAUGAGCUUGAUGCUCCUUCCCAAUAAACAUUGAGGGUCUUAUUCUGGUGACAUGAUGAUCGAUGCUUGGCUGCCAUUUGACAAAAAAAAAGAAUCUGGCUCUUUUUUCCAUAAUAAGAAUCUCAUCAUGUUGGUAGUCUACCCCCACUGUAUCUGUGAGCUGUUGGCUAGAGAGCACGUGCAAAGACCAGAGUGGGCACAUUUGCUAUGUAACACAUUUCUUUGUGACAAAACGGUCAGUAGAGUUGAAAAUUGCGAUGGAAACCCAUUUACUUGUAUUUAUUAUUCGGUACAUGUGAAUUUACCCUGUUAAACUCUGAGUUGUUGUUUUGGACCCGGGUCCAGCGAGUUUGGGGGAGGUUUCUGUCAAAAAAUAAAAAGUGACAUCAUCAUUUGAAAGCUACAGUCCUUGUCUUUUUGGAAAUCAAACUAAGAUCUUAAUGCUAGCAAUGUCAUAAGAAUCCCCCCCACUGCCCCCCCAUAAAGACCAUGAAUCAUGCGCUCAUUGUUUACAGUAGGAAAAGUGAAUGGAAAAAUAAGUUUGAAGUUUCCUCCCCUGUCUGUGUCUUAUAAAUAAAUACAUUUGAAGUCGGAAGUUUACAUACACUUAGGUUGGAGUCAUUAAAACUAGUUUUUCAACCACUCCACAAAUUUCUUGUUAACAAGCUAUAUAGUUUUGGCAAGUCGGUUAGGACAUCUACUUUGUGCAUGACACAAGUAAUUUUUCCAACAAUUGUUUACAGACAGAUUAUUUCACUUAUAAUUCACUGUAUCACAAUUCCAGUGGGUCAGACGUUUACAUACACUAAGUUGACUGUGCCUUUAAACAGCUUGGAAAAUUCCAGAAAAUGAUGUCAUGGCUUUAGAAGCUUCUGAUAGGCUAAUUGACAUAAUUUGAGUCAAUUGGAGGUGUUUCUGUGGAUGUAUUUCAAGGUCUACCUUCAAACUCAGUGCCUCUUUGCUUGACAUCAUGGGAAAAUCUAAAGAAAUCAGCCAAGACCUCAAAAAAUCUUUGUAGACCUCCACAAGUCUGGUUCAUCCUUGAGAGCAAUUUCCAAAUGCCUGAAGGUACCACGUUCAUCUGUACAAACAAUAGUACGCAAGUAUAAACACCAUGGGACCACGCAGCCAUCAUACCGCUCAGAAAGGAGACGCGUUCUGUCUCCUAGAGAUGAACGUACUUUGGUGCGAAAAGUGCAAAUCAAUCCCAGAACAACAGCAAAGGACCUUGUGAAGAUGCUGGAGGAAACGGGUACCAAAGUAUCUAUAUCCACAGUAAAACGAGUCCUAUAUCGACAUAACCUGAAAGGUGGCUCAGCAAGGAAGAUGCCACUGCUCCAAAACCGCCAUAAAAAAGCCAGACUACGUUUUGCAACUGCACAUGGGGACAAAGAUCAUACUUUUUGGAGAAAUGUCCUCUGGUCUGAUGAAACAAAAAUGUAACUAUUUGGCCAUAAUGACCAUCGUUAUGUUUGGAGGAAAAAGGGGGUUGCUUGCAAGCCGAAGAACACCAUCCCAACAGUGAAGCAUGGGGUGGCAGCAUCAUGCUGUGGGGGUGCUUUGCUACAGGAGGGACUGGUGCACUUCACAAAAUAGAUGGCAUCAUGAGGAAGGAAAAUGAUGUGGAUAUAUUGAAGCAAAAUCUCAAGACAUCAGUCAGGAAGUUAAAGCUUGGUCGCAAAUGGGUCUUCCAAAUGGACAAUGACCUCAAGCAUACUUCCAAAGUUGUGGCAAAAUGGCUUAAGGACAACCAAGUAAAGGUAUUGGAGUGGCCAUCACAAAGCCCUGACCUCAAUCCUAUGAAAAUCUGUGGGCAGAACUGAAAAAGCGUGUGCGAGUUACACCAGCUCUGUCAGGAGGAAUAGGCCAAAAUUCCCCCAACUUAUUGUGGGAAGCUUGUGGAAGGCUACCCGAAACAUUUGACCCAAGUUAAACAAUUUAAAGGCAAUGCUACCAAAUACUAAUUGAGUGUAUGUAAACUUCUGACCCACUGGGAAUGUGAUGAAAUAAAUAAAAGCUGAAAUAAAUCAUUCUCUCUACUAUUAUUCUGACAUUUCGCAUUCUUAAAAUAAAAUGGUGAUCCUAACUGACCUAAGACAGGGCAUUUUUACUAGGAUUAAAUGUCAGGAAUUGUGAAAAACUACGUUUACAUGUUUUUGGCUAAGGUGUAUGUAAACUUCCGACUUCAACUGUAACUCCACAACAUGAAAGCCCUGAUUUGUCAUUUUAAGACGACAGGCAUUUUGGCACAGUGCCUCACUACCCAAACCAGACGUAACUGGUUUCAAGUGGCCAAGAGACGUCAACUGCUAUCUAGUGCACGAACUGGGAAUUAGACGGGGGAUAUAUUUACAUCAAUGGAUAGGUAGAGACUUCAGCUUUCUCCUCAUACUGUAUAUACAGUACCAGUCAAACGUUUGGACAUACCUACUCAUUCAAGGAUUGAAAUAAUAAACAAUUCAACGGUUGAGAGAUUGCCAAGAGUGUGCAAAGCUGUCAUCAAGGCAAAGGGUGGCUAUUUGAAGAAUCUCAAAUAUAAAAUAUAUUUUGAUUUGUUUAACACUUUUUUGGUUACUACAUGAUUCCAUAUGUGUUAUUUAAUAGUUUUGAUGUCUUCACUAUUAUUCUACAAUGUAAAAAAAAGACAAAAAGAAAGAAAAACCCUUGAAUGAGUAGGUGUGUCCAAACAUUUGACUGGUAGUGUAUAUCAGUGAACACGCAUAACAAAACGUUUAUUUUUUAAGUGCCGCUAAUGAUCUUGCCUUGGUGCAGACAGCAUCAGAGUUUGAGGUUAACUGUAAAAGUUAUUUUUAUUUGCACUAAGUCAUCACACACAGCAUUUGUCAGUUUGAUGGAAACGCAUCUCUGGUGGGAAAUAUUGUUUUUAAUGCGGAUUUUAGAAUAUUUGCAUGAAAAUCUAAUGCCAAUUUAUUGGUAUCCUAGCUAAUGACAAAUCAUUGAUUUUGAUUUUAAACAAUGUUUUCUGUUGUGUAUUAUCAUGUCCUGAGAUGUUCCUGUUCAGGUCACAUAGUCAGGAAAACAUGUAUGUUUUAAAUGAUUAUAUUUAUUGUGAUUUCCCUUAUCUUAAUUGUUCUCUCUCUCUCACUCUCUCACACACAGAUGUGAACGUUGAGUCUUUCCAGAUCUUCUCGUGUUCUGGCUGUCCGUUCUCCUUCACUUCUCAGAUCUUCCUCCUCAAGCACAUAAAGAGAUGUCACCAUGAUGAGUAUGUCAGACUGUUGAGGAGUGGAGAGAUCAGAUCAGAGAAUCUCAUGUCCUCCAGCAGCUCACAACACCAUGGAACCACAUCA
Molecule: messenger RNA, 16207 nt
Organism: Coregonus sp. 'balchen'
Lineage: Eukaryota; Metazoa; Chordata; Actinopteri; Salmoniformes; Salmonidae
Source: the annotation of a GenBank genome assembly